UCUCUCUCUCUCUCUCUCUCUGUGAAAAAAUACUCAAACUCACGCAAAUUACACAUCUACUCUGUCCAUUCCUUAAUUUCAUUCUUUCAUUCAUGGACUCACCUUCUCGCUCCUCCGUAAUCAUCGUCGGCGCCGGCGUUUCCGGAAUAUCGGCGGCGAAGGUGUUGGCGGAGAACGGAAUAGAGGAAUUUAUGAUUCUAGAAGCUUCGGACCGAAUCGGCGGUAGGAUCCGGAAAGAAAGUUUCGGCGGGGUGUCGGUGGAGCUCGGGGCCGGGUGGAUCGCUGGAGUUGGCGGCGAAAAGUCCAAUCCCGCUUGGGAGCUCGCUAACAAUUCCGGCCUCCGCACUUGCUUCUCUGACUACAGCAAUGCUCGCUACAACAUCUACGAUACCAGCGGGAAAAUUAUACCGAGAAAACUAGCGAACGAGUUGUACAAGAAGGCGGUGGACUCGGCGAAGGAGAAGAUGGACUCGGCGAUUCGGUCACUCAGGAGCCAAGAAUCGAACAACCGUGGAUGUGGUGGUGGUGACGUCAGCAGAGUAACUGAACCGCCUUUGGAAGACCCUCUUUGUACGCCGAGGACGCCAUUUGAGCACGCUAUUGACUUCUUGCUACACGAUUUUGAGAUGGCAGAGGUAGAGCCAAUAUCAACUUUUGUAGAUUUUGGGGAACGAGAAUUUUUAGUUGCAGAUGAAAGAGGGUUCGAGCAUUUGUUAUACAAAAUGGCUGAAGAGUUUCUUUUUACCUCUGAGGGCAAAAUCUUGGAUAGUCGACUGCAACUAAACAAGGUAGUUCGGGAGUUACAGCACUCGAGAAACGGCGUGACGGUAACAACGGAGGAUGGUUGCGUCUACGAAGCCAAUUACUUGAUUCUUUCUGUCAGCAUCGGUGUUCUACAAAGCGACCUCAUUUCCUUCAGACCCUCCUUGCCCAGGUGGAAAACGGAGGCCAUACAGACAUGUGAAGUGAUGGUGUACACAAAGAUCUUCUUAAAAUUUCCACAUAAGUUCUGGCCAUGUGGACCCGGAAAAGAGUUCUUCAUGUAUGCUCACGAGAGGAGGGGAUACUACACGUUCUGGCAGCACAUGGAGAAUGCAUUCCCUGGUUCAAAUAUCCUGGUUGUAACGUUGACGAAUGGGGAAUCAAAACGUGUAGAAGCCCAGUCAGAUGAAGAAACAUUGAAAGAAGCUAUGGGGGUUCUUAGAAACAUGUUUGGACCCAACAUACCUAAUGCCACUGAUAUUCUAGUGCCCCGUUGGUAUUAUAACAGGUUCCAAUGUGGCAGCUACAGCAACUAUCCAAUCAUCUCUAAUAAUCAACUUGUUCACAAUAUUAAGGCCCCAGUGGGACGCAUCUUCUUUACCGGUGAACACACAAGUGAACAAUUUAGUGGUUAUGUCCACGGUGGAUACUUAGCAGGUAUCGACUCUAGUAAAGCUUUGUUAGAAGAAAUAAGGAAAGAAAGAAAAACUGAGAAUCAAAAUCAUUUGUUAGAGCCCUUGUUAGCGUUGACUGGGUCGUUAACUUUGACACAAGCAGAUGCAGUCUCAAGUCUGCACAAAUGCGAUAUUCCCACUCAAUUAUAUCUUAGUGGGAAACUCAGUAUUCCAGAAGCUAUAUUGUGACUAUAUGGACCUAUACAAAAAUGGCACUUUGUCGAUGAUGAUGAUGACGAUAAAAAUAUGACCAAUGAGACUGCUGGCCUGAUGGAUUUGGUUUUGCAUUCGGUUCAAGCCCUUGAGUCCAUCCAUAUGCUAGAAUGAAUUGAGAUACAAAAAGCAGGUUACGGAAGAAAUGCAAAAGGUUGCUUGGACUAUAUGUGUAGCUGCUACAUGAUCAUAAUGGAGCCGAGUUUUGGAUUCUUGAAGGGAUUUUGGUUUGGGCAUACGUAUAAAAGAUUGUUUAUUGGAAGGACUGAGAUUAAGAAUAGGAAAGGCCUUACAAUUCUAAUUUUACAUGUACCAAGUCUCACUUGACCAACUCUUAUUUCUAAUUCUAUUUGAAUAAUUGAUUAUGCAAAGAUUUCCAAUUCGUCCCAUCAAACUCAAUGGCCAUCUAAUUGAUAGGCUAGUAAAUGAGGCCACAAGUGUAUUAAUACUUUUAUCAUUGUAGACUCAGUUUCAAAUAAAGGUAAUUUAAAAUUCAAUGCAAUAUA
Messenger RNA from Quercus lobata, 2155 nucleotides. It is a transcript of the gene PAO1, whose product is annotated as polyamine oxidase 1. The transcript is spliced from 10 exons. Gene Ontology annotation, biological process: polyamine catabolic process. The coding region runs from base 93 to 1625 and encodes 510 amino acids. Gene Ontology annotation, molecular function: polyamine oxidase activity. The record is from RefSeq and is a predicted model, not a curated record. NCBI's taxonomy places the organism in Eukaryota, Viridiplantae, Streptophyta, Magnoliopsida, Fagales, Fagaceae.